GGAACGGUGACCUUGGUGCGUUACGUAAAUUCGUUUUGUGUCUCUUUUGUACAAUCGGUUCGUGUAGACUGAUUUACUUGUCUUAGAUUGUGAAAUCUCAAUCACUCAAUGCAGUUAAUGAAAACAUUAACACUUGGAUGAUGACUUAACACCUAAUGUCCUCUAUUUAUUAUAUGAGCUUGAAUUAUGUUAGAGGGCUUUGGUCCAGUUACUCCAUAAUUUGUUAGACUCCAAUGAGUUCCGCGUAGACAAGUGCGUUUUCGGUUCAUAAUCAAAAUACUAAAAGAUUCUUACCAGUUUUUGCGUAUGAUUUGUCUCUCGAAUAGAUCAACUAUGGUAAUAAUCCAUCCGAUAGUUGGCCAGCCAGUGAGAAAAUCUGUGUGCCAGAAGGGUCAGAGUUUGUGAUUCAGUACAUGGAUCCUUUUCAAAAGCGAGAUAAAAUUCCACGGACACCACCUGGUCAGUCUUUUGUGGACAGAUCUUACAUCUUUGAUGGUACAACAAAUGGUGACUGUUCUAUUUACGACGAGUCGGGUAAUCGGAGGACUUCUGUUUUUGAUACAGCUAGAAAAUACACUCUCACUUUUGAUAACUAUGGGAACACAAGCCUUCGAACUUCAUGUGACAUAGUUUCACUCGAUAUUUCUUUGUCACUGAAACCAAAUAGAAUUUCUAGAAUCGGUGAUUUGCGGACAAGUUCACAUAUGGCAUCCUCUAGACAGUAUGGAUUGUUCACAUCAUCACCUGUUAAUGAGUCUACUCCCCGUCCAACUAAAUAUCCCCAGAAGGAAUGUAAUGAACAAACAGUUGCUAAUUACACAUCUCUAGAUAAGGAGAAUAUUUCACCAUCCAAAGAAGUAUGUCCAGAGAUUGCUACGGUUAAAAAGUGUCAUGCCAAGAGAAAACGUGAAAUUUCACCUGAUAGUUCAGUCGUUAAUUCAUCGGUUCAAUCAACUUUUGCCGUUCCUUCGACAGUUCGGCAGCUUCGACCCAGACGCAAGGCAACUCCUGUCGUCAGUGACCAGUCAUUGUCUCAUCAGUCUGAAUGUUUAGUGGUGACGAAAAGUGCCCAAAAGAAUCCAAAUAUGAGGUCAACAAAAAGCAAACGAACUAAUUCGUCUCAUCUGUCUGAAGUAAUGAAUUCCCCAGUAGUCAUUGCCGAUCCUGCAACCCCUCCAACACUUGUUCCUCGACACAGGCGAUUACAGCCAGCCAAUACUCAGAGAAGACGACGUGCGAAUGUUAGCACUUCAUCUACUUUGGAUCACAGCAAAAUGUCAACCUCUAAUUCAACUGAAAAUGACUCAACUAUUCAUCAACCAUCUACUGUUCGGAAAAAACCAAGGUACAAGUCGCUUAUAAUAUUGAAGACGAGCCAAUAGCUGCACGUUUACGACGUAAAACACGUGUCUCUUAUACGGGAACAAAAACUCCAAUGUAAAUAAUAGUAUAUAACUAUAUAUAUUCUGUACAAAGUAAAUUGAAAUCAUACAUUUAUCUCUAUUCAAUAGUUAUCUUGUCAUUCCAAAUUACAAUGUUUACAUUUUCCUUUCUCCAUGUAUCUAUUUACAUUUGUAGUUAUAACUAAGUAUCUUCAAUGAAUCAUACUACUUAUAGGUUAAUUUUGUUAUAUUCAUUCCAUUCCAUUCAUUUCUUCUCUUCAAUUAUUAUCGCUCUUUUCUUGAAUGUAUACUUUUGCAUAGAUUUGCUUUUGUACUUUCUUUUUCUUCUCAAUUUCACAAUAGGAUAAAAAUAUACUAUUUUUUUUU
Schistosoma mattheei is the source of this 1769-nucleotide messenger RNA. Lineage: Eukaryota; Metazoa; Platyhelminthes; Trematoda; Strigeidida; Schistosomatidae. The record is from the annotation of a GenBank genome assembly.